Betta splendens (Siamese fighting fish) is the source of this 2457-nucleotide messenger RNA. RefSeq names its product myotubularin related protein 6 (gene mtmr6). Gene Ontology annotation, biological process: dephosphorylation. The transcript has 15 exons. The record is from RefSeq and is a predicted model, not a curated record. Bases 199 to 2175 code for a protein of 658 amino acids. Gene Ontology annotation, cellular component: nuclear envelope. Gene Ontology annotation, molecular function: phosphatidylinositol-3,5-bisphosphate phosphatase activity. Lineage: Eukaryota; Metazoa; Chordata; Actinopteri; Anabantiformes; Osphronemidae.
GCCACUGGUGACGUGGUUGCCAAGUCUUGACGCGGAUGGAUGAGUGAAAAUUACUGACAAUAAACACAUAUCAUAUGCCGUCGACAACCUAAGGACGCCGUGUGUUGCACUUUACGUCCUCAUAUCAUCAAUGAUACACUUGUCUCCGAAAGGCGUCGUUUGAAGCAGCCCUGUCGUCGCUGACAGCUCCUCGGACAAAUGGAGCACAUACGAACACCGAAGGUGGAGCAGGUGCGGCUGGUGGAUCGCUUCAGCAACAAAUCCACGAACGGUACACUGUACCUCACAGCUACACACCUCAUCUUUGUAGAGAGCAACUCUAACAACUCAUCCUCUGCUGGACAGGAGGUCUGGAUAUUGCAUCACCAUAUAGCCUCGGUGGAGAAGCUCUCUCUGACCACCACAGGCUGUCCUCUGGUCAUCCAGUGUCGUAACUUCAGGGUGGUUAAUUUUGUGGUACAGAGGGAGAGAGACUGCCAUGACAUCUACAGCUCACUGCUGCAUCUCCUACAUCCUGCCUCCUAUGAGGACGUCUACGCCUUCUCAUACAACCCCAAACAGAACGACCAGCAGAGAGAGGAAGGAUGGCAACUCAUCGACCUGGGGGCAGAGUUUGAGAGGAUGGGCGUCCCCUGUGAUCAGUGGCAGCUCACCGAUGUUAACAGAGAUUACAAGGUGUGUGAGACAUAUCCACGGGACCUGUACGUUCCCAUCACAGCCAGUAAGCCUAUCAUUGUGGGCAGUUCCAAGUUCAGAAGCAAAGGGCGCUUUCCUGUUCUGACGUACUUCUAUCAAGAGAAAAAGGCAGCAGUGUGCCGGUGCAGUCAGCCUCUCUCUGGGUUCAGUGCGCGGUGCUUGGAGGAUGAGAGCAUGUUGCAAGCCAUAAGCAAAGCCAAUCACAACUGCCGGUUUAUCUACGUCAUGGACACCAGGCCAAAGUUGAACGCGCUGGCCAACCGCGCCGCAGGUAAAGGCUACGAAAACGAGGACAACUACUCCAACAUUCGCUUCCAGUUUGUUGGCAUCGAAAACAUCCACGUGAUGAGGAGCAGCCUGCAGAAACUGCUGGAAGUGACUGGGACCCGGUCUCUCUCCAUGAGCGACUUCCUGGUUGGCCUGGAGUGUAGUGGCUGGUUACGGCAUAUCAAAGCUAUUGUUGAUGCAGCCAUCUCAUUAGCCAAGGCGGUGACGGUGGAAGGAGCCAGUGUCUUGGUUCACUGUUCGGAUGGGUGGGACAGAACAGCUCAGGUCUGCUCCCUGGGGGCGCUGCUCAUGGACCCCUACUACCGUACCAUCAAGGGCUUCAUGGUGCUGAUAGAGAAAGACUGGAUCUCCUUUGGCCAUAAGUUUGCUGACAGGUGUGGCCAGUUGGAUGGGGAUCCAAAGGAGGUAUCUCCUGUCUUCACUCAGUUCUUGGAAUGUGUCUGGCAGCUGACAGAGCAGUUCCCACAGGCUUUUGAGUUCAGCGAGUGGUUCCUGCUACAGAUUCAUGAGCACGUCCACUCCUGUCAGUAUGGAAACUUCCUUGGCAACAAUCAGAGGCAGAGGGAGGAGCUGCAGCUCAGAGAGCGGACUCACUCACUUUGGGCAUUUCUAAUGAGCGAAAAGAAGAAUCACUUGAAUCCUUUCUACAGUCCUGCAUACUCUGAAGCACACCCCGUUCUGGAGCCCUCCACCCUGCCUUAUCAUUUCAAGUUCUGGAGGAGCAUGUACCAUCAGUUUGAUCGGAACAUGCAUCCACGUCAGUCCAUCCUGAAAACCAUUCUGACCAUGAGAGAGAGCAGCCGCAAGACAGAGAGCUCAUUGCAAGCACUGGAAAGCAGGCUCCAGCAGCUUGGUGUGACCCCAGUCGUCACCUCAGACCUCCCUCCUCCUGCCAGGGAUCUGCAUUCCAAGCCUGGGACCCUGCCGCCGCGUCCCAAUUCUCUCAUCCUGGGAGCGCCCAUCACCAACAAAGAAGUGCAGCGGCAGGCGGAGGAGAACGAGCAGGAGGAGGUGGGCGAGGAGGCCACGGAGAACACUGACACGGAGCGGAUGGUAGAGGGCAGCAGCGGCACGGAGAGCAGGAAGCAGAGCUACGGCGAGCUGGAAGGGACAUGCAACAACAACGAACUGGCCAAGGAAGAGCCAGCUGUUGUUAGCCUGGAGUUUGGAGUGGCACGCAUGACCUGCUGAGGCCGAGCAGAGAUUGUAGGAUACUGAGGGACAGAUGUGUAAGUGUGUGUGUGUGUGAGAGAGACAGAGCGUGUGUGCGCGCCAGGGGGAAGCUGUUGUUCUGUUAUGUGACUACGUGUUCAUUACGCAAUGGUCCGAAAUGGACCGAGUGGAUGAAUCUGAGCGUCUGCAUAGAAUAAAAGCCUCAUUACUAUGUCAUAUGUUGAAUGUGUAUGAAAAGGCUUUUUUUAAUGAAUGUUAAAAAGCACUAUAGAGAAUUAAUAAAUAGACUAAGACAAUAAA